GGGAGCUAGCGCCCCCAUGUGGACGGUACGCUACACAACAUGUGGCCACUUCCUGUAAAGCUGAAGGGUGGGACAGGCGGAAGCUGGGUCCGCUGGUGCUAGAAAUCUUCUCUCGCUGAGCAUUUGGACUGAUAUUUAUCACUCAACAUGCCGGCGUAUCACUCAAGCCUGAUGGUCCCUGAAACCAGGCUGAUCGGGAAUAUGGCUUUGCUUCCCCUCAAAACCCAGUUCAAGGGACCAGCCAGAGGAGAUGGGAUUGACUCAGACAUCAUUGAUGAGGCUAUCUACUACUUCAAGGCCAAUGUUUUCUUUAAGAACUAUGAAAUCAAGAACGAGGCAGACAGGACACUGAUCUAUGUCACACUGUACAUUUCUGAAUGCCUAAAGAGGCUACAGAAGUGCAGCUCCAGGGGGCAGGGAGAGAAGGAGAUGUACACUCUGGGCAUCACUAACUUCCCCAUUCCUGGAGAACCUGGCUUCCCUCUCAAUGCUAUGUAUGUUAAACCUACAAACAAGCAAGAGGAAGAAACUAUGCGGGCAUACCUCCAGCAGAUCCGUCAGGAGACCGGCUUGAGGCUAUGUGAUCGUGUGUUUGAUCCCCAGACAGACAAACCCAGCAAGUGGUGGGUGUGCUUUGUCAAAAGGCAGUUCAUGAACAAAAGUCUGUCAGCUCCCGGACAGUAAACGACUCAGGACUGUUUCUAUUCUACACCUGCAAGAUGGACGGAUGGAUGGAUUUUUCUUUUGGGUUAUUGGGGGGUGGGGGGGUCUGCUUCUGUGUUGCUAAGAUGAUUUUAUACUCUUUGAGUUUAAGGAUAUGUCUUCACUUGUCUGGAUGUUGACCAUAUUGAGCUGGUG
Messenger RNA from Centropristis striata (black sea bass), 858 nucleotides. RefSeq names its product actin related protein 2/3 complex, subunit 3 (gene arpc3). Gene Ontology annotation, cellular component: Arp2/3 protein complex; cytoskeleton. The record is from RefSeq and is a predicted model, not a curated record. The transcript has 7 exons. NCBI's taxonomy places the organism in Eukaryota, Metazoa, Chordata, Actinopteri, Perciformes, Serranidae. The coding region runs from base 148 to 684 and encodes 178 amino acids. Gene Ontology annotation, molecular function: actin filament binding. Gene Ontology annotation, biological process: Arp2/3 complex-mediated actin nucleation; regulation of actin filament polymerization.